GCGAAGGCCCAUUGGCUCCAAGAAGCAGAAUAAAAAACCACAGAGCGGAGGUCCGUUCCUGAACGUCGCCCAUUUCCUGCUUCGUCUCCGUUCAUCUCAUCUUCGCCUCUUUGAUUUUUCAGCCAUGGAAAACUCCUCCCGCCGCCACGCUCUCAUUCCGAGCUUCCUCUACACUUCUCCCGUUUCUUCCUUCGCCCCCAAAUCUAUGGCGUCGGAGAAAAUCACCGCGGAAUCCAAUAUUAGCCCCCUUCAUCCCUCCUCGCCGGAUAAGAGCUUCCUGAUUCCGUCUCCCAACGAGCCUCUAGGCAAGAUCGAGAUGUACUCCCCGAAGUUCUACGCUGCCUGUACCGUUGGUGGUAUUCUGAGCUGCGGUCUCACUCACAUGGCCGUCACGCCUCUCGACCUUGUCAAAUGUAAUAUGCAGAUUGACCCUGCAAAGUACAAAAGCAUCUCAUCUGGUUUUGGAGUGUUGCUCAAGGAGCAAGGGGUCAAGGGCUUCUUCAGAGGAUGGGUUCCUACCCUUCUUGGGUACAGUGCUCAGGGUGCCUGCAAGUUUGGAUUCUAUGAGUUUUUCAAGAAGUACUACUCUGAUAUUGCCGGACCAGAAUAUGCAUCAAAAUACAAGACUUUGAUAUACCUUGCUGGGUCUGCCUCUGCAGAAGUGAUUGCUGAUGUUGCACUUUGCCCAUUGGAAGCUGUUAAGGUUCGUGUACAGACUCAGCCAGGGUUUGCUAGGGGGUUGUCUGAUGGGUUUCCAAAGUUUGUCCGAUCUGAAGGAGCUCUUGGGUUGUACAAGGGUUUAGUUCCUCUUUGGGGGCGUCAAAUUCCAUAUACCAUGAUGAAGUUUGCCUCCUUUGAGACUAUUGUUGAGUUGCUCUACAAGCAUGCAAUCCCCACACCCAAAAACGAGUGUAGCAAACCUUUUCAACUUGGAGUGAGCUUCGCUGGUGGAUACAUUGCAGGUGUUCUGUGCGCAAUAGUCUCUCAUCCUGCUGACAAUCUAGUCUCCUUCCUCAACAAUGCAAAGGGUGCCACAGUUGGUGAUGCUGUGAAGAAGAUGGGAGUUGUGGGCCUCUUUACCCGUGGGCUUCCACUCCGUAUUGUCAUGAUCGGCACACUCACCGGUGCUCAAUGGGGAAUUUAUGAUGCCUUCAAAGUAUUUGUUGGACUGCCAACAACAGGUGGUGGUGCUCCACCAGCUCCUGCGGAUGCAAAGGUUCCUGUUGCUUAAGCUGGUCAGAAGAAAAUCUGGGCGGUAUGAAUCAAUAAAGAUGGGACUUGCUGCUGCUUCUGAUGGUUUGUUUCUAUGUGUUAGAGUUAUAAUGAUGAUAAUUCUUUUGAUGAUCACGACUACAUUGGUGAGCAGUCCGAACAUGUUUUUGUUUUGUUUUGUUUUGCUUUGUUCAUUGAUCUCCUCCUAAACUUGCAAGAGUUUUAAAUUUUGGGAGGAUGAUUAGGAUACUUAUACUAUUAGGAUCCCGUUUUGCUCACAAAGAUUGGAAGGAUGGAAUAACCUCCUUCAACUCUUUUUUUUCCUUCUCCAGGUGAUGAAAUUAGUCAUCCCUUCUCCUGCCAUCUUUAUCUCUUUU
Molecule: messenger RNA, 1589 nt
Organism: Cuscuta campestris
Lineage: Eukaryota; Viridiplantae; Streptophyta; Magnoliopsida; Solanales; Convolvulaceae
Source: the annotation of a GenBank genome assembly